Messenger RNA from Salvelinus fontinalis (brook trout), 9000 nucleotides. RefSeq names its product leucine rich repeat and Ig domain containing 1a (gene lingo1a). The record is from RefSeq and is a predicted model, not a curated record. Gene Ontology annotation, molecular function: protein binding. Lineage: Eukaryota; Metazoa; Chordata; Actinopteri; Salmoniformes; Salmonidae. Gene Ontology annotation, cellular component: extracellular matrix. The transcript has 3 exons. The coding region runs from base 539 to 2386 and encodes 615 amino acids.
UCCCUCUCCAUCUCCCGCUCCAUCUCUUUCGCUCUCCCUCUAUCUUCCUCUCUCACCCUCUAUCUUUCAGCCUCUCUGAAAGCGACUGUAGGUACACCCUGUGUAUGUGAGUGUGUGUGUUCGUGUGGGUUGUUGUGUGAAUUGCAUGUGCCUGUGUAUACAACGAAGGCACCUUUAUAAAGUGCUCCAGAUUUGGAUAUCUGAAACCUUUUCCUCUGCUUCUCUCAGCCAUCUCCUUCUGCAUAUUUCCCACGUUUUUAAGAAUCAGAUUUUUUCCCGUCGGCAUUUCCUUCGAUGGCAUCCUCAAUCCUUUCCCCGGCAUCUUGGAUUUAAUAAGUGGCCCUGUGGAAUGAACCAGGCAAUUUUGGAAUUCUCUUCACAGUUCUGGUGUAUGGUCUGUUGAGCAGGGAUGCAGCGAGGGAAUGUGGUUUAAGGGGAGACAGAGCCAACCUCACACCAGCAGCCUUCUGCCCUCCUCACAGUGACAAGGUCCCAGUUGGAAUCAACAGGCCAACAUUUACUGCCUGUAACCGAUAGGAUGGGGGCCAGGGAAGCGAGUGGGCACAGCUACCUGGUGGCUUGCUGGCAGCCCAUUCUGAUUCUGAUGCUGGGCACCGUACUGUCCGGUUCCACCACAGGCUGCCCGUCCCGCUGCGAGUGCAAUGCCCAGGAGCGCUCGGUCAUAUGCCACCGCAAGAAGCUUAUGUCCGUCCCUGAGGGCAUCCCCACAGAAACGCGGCUGCUGGACCUCAGCAAGAACCGCAUCAAGACCAUCAACAUGGACGAGUUCGCAGCCUACCCCAACCUGGAGGAGCUGGAGCUCAACGAAAACACUAUCUCGGCCAUCGAGCCCGGCGCCUUCAACAACCUGUACGGCCUCCGGACACUGGGGCUGCGCAGCAACAAGCUCAAACUCAUCCAGCUGGGUGUGUUCACGGGCCUCAGCAACCUCACCCAGUUGGACAUCAGUGAGAACAAGAUAGUCAUCCUGCUGGACUAUAUGUUCCAAGACCUGUACAACCUGCGCUCCAUGGAGGUGGGCGACAAUGACUUGGUGUUUAUCUCCCACCGGGCCUUCCAUGGUCUCAGCAGCCUGGAGCAGCUGACUUUGGAGAAGUGCAACCUGACCUCGGUGCCCACCGAGGCCUUCACCCACCUCCACAGUUUGAUCUUUCUCAGGCUGCGCCACCUCAACAUCUACGUUAUUAAGGAUUACUCCUUCAAAAGACUGUACCGGCUGAAAGUGCUGGAGAUCGCCAACUGGCCCUACCUGGACACCAUGACCUCCAAUUGCCUCUAUGGACUGAACCUCACCUCGCUGACCAUCACCAAUGGCAACCUGACCUCCAUCCCAUACGUGGCUCUCCGGCACUUGGUCUACCUACGGUUUCUGAAUCUGUCCUAUAACCCCAUCCACACCAUUGAGGGGAAUAAGCUCCAUGACCUUCUGAGGCUCCAGGAGUUUCACCUGGUUGGGGGCAGGCUGGCUAUGAUCGAGCCCUACUCGUUCCGAGGCCUAAACUAUCUGAAGAUCUUCAAUGUGUCUGGCAAUGCCUUGAGCACCUUGGAGGAGUCUGCGUUCCACUCGGUAGGCAACCUGGAGACUCUGGCGCUUUACGAUAACCCCUUGGCAUGUGACUGCCGGCUGCUGUGGGUGUUCCGGAGACGCUGGAGGCUCAACUUCAACCGGCAGCAACCCACCUGCGCUUCACCUGAGUUCGUACAGGGAAAAGAGUUUAAAGAUUUCCCGGACGUCCUGCAGCCCAACUACUUCACGUGUCGCAAGUCCAGGAUCCGGGACCGCAAGGCGCAGCAGAAAUUUGUGGACGAGGGAACUACUGUUCAUUUUGUAUGCCAGGCGGACGGUGAUCCCGCCCCAGUCAUCAUGUGGCUCUCACCCCAGAAGCAGUUCAUCACGACCAAAACCAUCGGGCGGCUCACAGUAUUCCCCGAUGGCACCCUUGAGGUGCGCUACGCUCAGAUUCAGGAUAAUGGCACGUAUGUGUGUAUAGCCAGCAACGCCGGUGGCAACGACACAUCUCUCGCCCACCUGCAUGUCCAUAGCUACUCUCCAGACUGGCCUCACCAACCCAACAAGACCUUUGCAUUUAUCUCCAACCAACCCAAUGAGAAUGGUGCCAAUGGGACCCGAACCAACGUCCCUUUCCCCUUCGACAUAAAGACCUUAAUCAUCGCCACCACCAUGGGUUUCAUAUCCUUCCUUGGUGUCGUCCUGUUUUGUCUGGUGCUACUCUUUCUGUGGAGUAGAGGUAAAGGGGCCACAAAGCACAACAUAGAGAUUGAGUAUGUGCCACGCAAGUCAGACGCUGGGAUGAGCAGCAACAACGCAGACGCCCCUCGCAAGUUUAACAUGAAAAUGAUUUAACGGGACCAAGGGAGCAAAGAGACUCUUAACUUGAAAUUGUAAAAAAAAAAAAAAAAAAAAGAACGUCAAAUCCUCCCUUACAAAUCUGUGGAUCCUGGGAUGUAAUCAUAAAGUAAUCUAUUUUCCCUGACUUAACUGUUGGAGAUGGAGAGAGAAGUUCCUUGCUUUCGUAAUAUGUUGAGUAUAUGAGGGGGAUGAUAGCAAAGCAGACGCUCCACAGCGUUGGCAAUUUCUGCAAGACCUUUAGGUACGUUUGUUCGAAGGCAAAUUUUGUUGUGUGCGAUUCAUAUUCUUGUGGAUUUAUAUUGGGAAGAAAUUAUAGAAAAAAAAGAGAUGAACCCUUCUCUAUGUACGUAAUAACCUGCCUUCACUGUCCUUUUGCCUGUGUUCUUAGUUUAUAGAUUUUUUACAGAAAUUGAAAUAUUUGUUUACCAAAAUGUUAAGAGUAGAUUGUAUGGGUUGAUGAGCACAUUUAAACAAUCCCUUCUGGUACUUUGUCAGUCAGAAUAUACAGUACCAGUCAAAAGUUUGGACACGCCUACUCAUUCAAGGGUCUUUCUUUAUUUUGACUAUUUUCUACAUUGUAGAAUAAUAGUGAAGACAUCAAAACUAUGAAAUAACACAUAUGGAAUCAUGUAGUAACCAAAAAAGUGUUAAACAACUCAAAAUAUAUUUUAGAUUCUUCAAAGUAGCCACCCUUUGCCUUAAUGACAGCGUACCACACUCUUGGCAUUCUCUCAACCAGCGUCACCUGGAAUACUUUUCCAACAGUCUUGAAGGAGUUUCAACAUAUGCUGAGGACUUGUUGGCUGCUUUUCCUUCACUCUGCUGUACAACUCAUCCCAAACCAUCUCAAUUGGGUUAAGGUCAUGAGAUUCUGGAGACCAGGUCAUCUUGAUGCAGCAUUCCAUCAUCCAUCCAUCUCCUUCUUGGUCAAAUAGCCCUUACACAGUCUGGAAGUGUUUUGGGUCAUUGUCUUGUUUAAAAACAAAUGAUAGUCCCACAAAGCACAAACCAGACGGGAUGGCGUAUCGCUGCAGGAUGCUGUGGUAGCCAUGCUGGUUAAGUGUGCCUUGAACUCUAAAUAAAUCAAUGACAGUGUCACCAGCAAAGCACCCCCAUACCAUCACACCUCCUCCAUGCUUCACGUUGGGAUCCACACAUGCAGAGAUCAUCCGUUCACCUACUCUGCGUCUCACAAAGACACGGCGGUUGGAACCAAAAAUCUCCAAUUUGGACUCAUCAAAGCAAAUGACAGAUUUCCACCGGUCUAAUGUCCAUUCCUCGUGUUUCUUGGCUCAAGCAUGUCUCUUCUUAUUAUUGGUGUCCUUUACUAGUGGUUUCUUUGCAGCAAUUCGACCAUGAAGGCCUGAUUCUCGCCAUCUCUUCUGAACAGUUGAUGUUGAGAUGUGUCUGUUACUUGAACUCUGUGAAGCAUUUAUUUGGGCUGCAAUUUCUGAGGCUGGUAACUCUAAUGAAGUUAUCCUCUGCAGCAGAGGUAACUAUGGGUCUUCCUUUCUUGUAGCGGUUCUCAUGAGAGCCAAAGUUCUUGACAUUUUCUAGCUUGACUGACCUUCAUGUCUUAAAGUAAUGAUGGACUGUUGUUUCUAUUUUCUUAUUUGAGCUGUUCUUAUCAUAAUAUGGACUUGGUCUUUUACCUAAUAGGGCUAUCGUCUGUAUACCACCCCUACCUUGUCACAACACAACUGUUUGGCUCAAACUCAUUAAGAAGGAAAGAAAUUCCACAAUUAACUUUUUAACAAGGCACACCUGUUAAUUGGAAUGCAUUCCAGGUGACUUCCUCAUGAAGCUGGUUGAGAGAAUGCCAAGAGUGUGCAAAGGUGUCUUCAAGGCAAAGGGUGGCUACUUUGAAGAAUCUCAAAUAUAAAAUGAAUUUUGGUUUGUUUAACACUUUUUCUGGUUACUACAUGAUUCUAUGUGUUAUUUCAUAGUUUUGAUGUCUUCACUAUUAUUCUACAAUGUAGAAAAUAGUAAUAUCAAGAAAACCCUUGAAUGAGUAGGUGUGUCCAAACUUUUGACUGGUGUGUGUGUGUGUAUAUAUAUAUGUGUUCUGUAUCUCGUCCAUUUCAUUCACUACAGUCGUGGCCAAAAGUUUUGAGAAUGACACAAAUAUUAAUUUCCACAAAGUUUGCUGCUUCAGUGUCUUUAGAUAUUUUUGUCAAAUGUUACUAUGGAAUACUGAAGUAUAUUUACAAGCAUUUCAUAAGUGUCAAAGGCUUUUAUUGACAAUUACAUUAAGAUGAUGCAGAGUCAAUAUAUGCAGUGUUGACCAUUCUUUUUUUUUAUCAAUGCUUGGAGAUUGUCAGAAUUUGUGGGUUUUUGUUUGUCCACCCGCCUCUUGAGGAUUGACCACAAGUUCUCAAUGGGAUUAAGGUCUGGGGAGUUUCCUGGACCCAAAAUAUCAAUGUUUUGUUCCCAGAGCCACUUAGUUAUCACUUUUGCCUUAUGGCAAGGUGUUCUAUCAUGCUAGAAAAGGCAUUGUUUGUCACCAAACUGUUCCUGGAUGGUUGGGAGAAGUUGCUCUUGGAGGAUGUGUUGGUACCAUUCUUUAUUCAUGGCUGUGUUCUUAGGCAAAAUUGUAAGUGAGCCCACUCCCUUGGCUGAGAAGCAACCCCACACAUGAAUGGUCUCAUGAUGCUUUACUGAUGGCAUGACACAGGACUGAUGGUAGCGCUCACCUUGUCUUCUCCGUACAAGCUUUUUUCUGGAUGCUCCAAACAAUCGGAAAGGGGUCUCAUCAGAGAAAAUGACUUUACUCCAGUCCUCAGCAUUCCUAUCCCUGUAGCUUUUGCAGAAUAUCAGUCUGUCCCUGAUGUUUUUCCUGGAGAGAAGUGGCUUCUUUGCUGCCCUUCUUGACACCAGGCCAUCCUCCAAAAGUCUUCGCCUCACUGUGCGUGCAGAUGCACUCACACCUGCCUGCUGACAUUCCUGAGCAAGCUCUGUACUGGUGGUGCCCCGAUCCCGCAGCUGAAUCAACUUUAGGAGACAGUCCUGGCGCUUGCUGGACUUUCUUGGGCGCCCUGAAGCCUUCUUCACAACAAUUGAACCGCUCUCCUUGAAGUUCUUGAUGAUCCGAUAAAUGGUUGAUUUAGGUGCAAUCUUACUGGCACCAAUAUCCUUGCAGCAAUAUCCUGUGAAGCCCUUUUUGUGCAAAGCAAUGAUGACGGCACGUGUUUCCUUGCAGGUAACCAUGGUUGACAGAGGAAGAACAAUGAUUCCAAGCACUAUCCUCCUUUUGAAGCUUCCAGUCUGUUAUUCGAACUCAGUCAGCAUGACAGAGUGAUCUCCAGCCUUGUCCUCGUCAACACUCACACCUGUGUUAACGAGAGAAUCCCUGACAUGAUGUCAGCUGGUCCUUUUGUGGCAGGGCUGAAAUGCAGUGAAAAUGUUUUUGGGGGAUUCAGUUCAUUUGCAUGGCAGAGGGACUUUGCAAUUAAUUGCAAUUCAUCUGAUCACUCUUCAUAACAUUCUGGGGUAUAUGCAAAUUUCCAUCAUACAAGCUGAGGCAGCAGACUUUGUGAAAAUUUAUAUUUGUGUCAUUCUCAAAACUUUUGGCUUCGACUGUACACUACAUUAAGUUGUUUUUAUACCUGUGGAGCGCAAUGUAAUUCCUCUAGUAAACACAUUGUUUUAGUGGAGUAACAAUGUUACAUAAUUAUUUAGUAGUUGCAUUGUAAUGGUAUAGUAUUUCAGUUACUGUUUCUUAGUCUACUCUUUAUUGUGUCAUAACAAACAAUGCACAAUUCCAUUACUAUACAUUUCCAAAGCAAAGACAACUUCUUACAAUUACUAUAACAUGUUACUGAUGUUGUUAGUAGAGUAAUUAAAGCAUUACUACACAUGUAAAAUAGCAACUUAAAAUGUUACCAUGGGAGUUUCAAAUACGUCAUUUUGUUGGCAUAAUUUUGUUGUAUAUAUGGUUAGCUGGGUCAUUGCUCUAUAGCGGCUUUUGGUUCGAACAUGAUUCUUCUUAAAACCCCUCUAAAUGUAUUAAUUCAUUCAUUUAUCAAGAUUAGAUCUCAUCAUCUCUGUUUUCUUGUGCUAGACACUGUGGCACACAAUGUUUAUUGGCCAUAAACAUUGCAUUAUUUUAUCAUAGUUCGUCAAAUAUAAUGAUAAUAUACAGUGCAUUCACACCCCUUGACUUUUUCCACAUUUUGUUGUGACAGCCUGAAUAGAAAAUGGUCACUGAUCUAUACAUAAUACCACAUAAUGUCAAAUACGAAUUAUUUAAAAUUGAUAAAGGUAUUCAACCCCUUUUCUGGCAAGCCUAAAUAAGUUCAGGAGUGAACAUUUGCUUAACAAAUCACAUAAUAAAUUGCAUGCACUCACUCUGUGCAAUAAUAGUGGUUAACAUGAUUUGUUAAUAACUAUCCCAUCUCUGUACCCCACACAUACAAUUAUCCGUAUGGUCCCUUAGUCGAGCAGUGAAUUUCGAGAACAGAUUUAACCACAAAGACUAGGGAAGUUUCCCAAUGCCUGACAAAGGAACGGAACUGAUUGGUAAAAAAUAAUGAAGCAGACACUGAAUAUCCGUUUGAACAUGGUGAAGCUGUUAAUUAGGCUUUGGAUGGUGUAUGAAUACACCCAGGCACCACAAAGAUACAGACUUCCUUUCGAACUGAGUUGCCGGGGAGAAAGAAAACCGCUCAGGGAUUUCACCAUGAGGCCAAUGGUGAUUUUAAAACAGUAACAGAGUUUAAUGGCUGUAAUAUGACAAACCUAACAUUGUGGUUACUUCAAAAUACUAACCUAAAUGACAGAGUGAAAAGAACGACGGCUGUACAGAAUAAAACAAUAUUCCAAAACAUGCAUCCUGUUUGCAACAAGGCACUACUGCAAAAUACUGCAAAAAAUGUGGCAUAGGAAUUCAAUUUUUGUCCUGAAUCACUGGGUACCAUUCUCAAUAUUGCAAGCAUGGGGGUGGCUGCAUCAUAAUAUGGGUGUGCUUGUCGUCAUAAAGGACUACAAAGUUUUUCCAGGAUAAAAAGAAUGUAGCUAAGCACAGGCACAAUCCUAGAGGAAAACCUGGUUCCGUCUGCUUUCUAACAGACACUUAGAAACUAGUUCACCUUUCAGCAGGACCAUAAACCUAAAACACAAGACCAAAUCUAUACGAGUUGCUUACCAAAACGACAUUGAAUGUUCCUGAGUGGCCUACUUAGAGUUUUGACUUUAAAUCUGCCUCAAAAUCUAUGGCAAGACUUGACAAGUCUGUCUAGCAAUGAUCAACAACCAACUUGACAGAGCUUGAAUAAUUUUCAAAAGAAUAAUGUGCAAAUAUUCCACAAUCCAGGUGUGCAAAGCUCUUAGACUUACUAAUACAUAUUGAUUAGAUAAGUAUUGGGUGUUUUAAUUUUCAUUAGUACAUUAUAUUUAUUUUUUGUGUAGAUUGAUGGGGGAAAAAAUUAAAAGCAAAUUAAAUCCAUUUUAACCCUACUAUGUAACAACAAAAUGUUGAAAAAGUAUAGGGGCGUAAAUACUUUCUGAAGGCACUGUAAUUGUAUUAUAUUAUCUAUUUAUUUUUGUUUUUCUCUGGGGAGCUAAAAUCAACCUAAUCGAAAAUGUAGUGUUAUAUAAACAUAGUCUAUGCGCAAACAAUGAACAAUGACACAAAUAACAGAAAUGACACAUUAUGCACACACACACACACACUUCUCUCUGUUCAGAAGAUAAUCCGGCUAAAAAUGUUUGGAUGCUACUGUUGAUUACACUCUAUGACAACAACUGAUGGUAUAUUCCAUUGCAUAUUAUUGCAUGAAUACCUUGGUAUCUGUUUAUCUGUUGCCUUUUGAAUUAUGUUACAGUGCACUCUAAAGAGUCUUACAUAAUGGGCUUAUGUUGUGCUUAACAUUUUUAUGGAGAAUAAAAGUUGGGAUGCUCUACUUUGUUACUAAUGUGCUCAGCAACCUGUAAAACACUUAAUCCCAUGUUAGGGAGCUUUGGUUGUCAGAAAUAUCAUUGUCUGAAUUUCUCGACCCUCCGCAACCACACCCCCAUACAAAAAUUCCUUUGCAGGUUUAUUUUACUAUAUGAUAUCCCAAAAAAAGGGUGUAAAGAAAAGAAAAAAGUAAGUUCCUGCUGAUCCUCCUGGAUAUACAAUAUGUGUAAUGAAUGCCCUUAUCUUUUCAACUACACACUGUGGACAGCUGGGCUUUGCGGAUAUGUGCAGGAUAAAGGCUAUGUUAUUGAUGAUGGAUGACAUUCCAGACAACGACACACAGUAAUGGGUUGGAAGUAUGGACUGAAUAUGCAGAUGGUGCAUCGACACAGAUGGUUUCACCCAUGGAGUGGUCUGAAGCAAGCAGCUUUGGAGUAAUCCGUUUUGCUGAAAACCAUGGUUCCCUCCCUGGCUGAUUAUGAAUGCUCGCUUUGUUCAAAGUGUGGCAACUGUACUUAGCCUUUUGGUCCCGGUCGAGUCAGAGAUUCAUGGGAACCUCAUUUCUUUCUCUUGUUCCUUUUUUUUUUUUUUUGACCCAGGACUAUGUUGAACAUGUAGUCCCAGCCAACUUUAUAUGAAAAUAUAUUUAAAAAUCCAUGAAGAAAAAAAUCCAUUAAAAUUGUUCUGUGCAAUAAAGGUAAUAUGCAGAUUU